AUGUGUCCGACCCGCGGUUCCCGUCAGGCAGCGCGCGGGGCCGUGGCCGCCCCCGCCUCCCGCCCGCGUUCCCUCGGCGGCGGCAGCGGCGGCGCUGAGGUGGCGCCGCGCCCCGGUGAGGUGAGCGAGGCGCUUCAGCCGGCGCUGUCCCAUCCCCCGCCGGCCCGGGCGGCAGGGAGUGGCGGUCCCGCCGCGGCCCCUACGGACGCGAAGCACGUCUCGAGAUGGCAGAAUUAUUUAUGGAAUGUGAAGAAGAGGAGCUAGAACCCUGGCAAAAGAGAGUGAGAGAAGUGGAAGAGGAUGAUGAGGACGAUGAUGAUGAACCAAUCUUUGUAGGGGAAAUCUCCAGCUCAAAGCCAGCCACUACAUAUAUAUUGAACAGAGUCAACCUCAGCUCACCACGAAGGGGGAUACAGAAUGGUGCACCCAGUAGAGGUCCAGUCACUACAUUCACGUCUGAGAGUCAGCAUUACGUGACGCCUGCCUCCAGCCCUGGUGCCCUGCCUGCCCCAUCAGUCUUUCAGCCUGUGCCCAGACCUGCGACCAGCUCGGUGGCAGUUCAGCCAUUGGCUGUAGCAGUGAAUGUUUCAGGAGCUACACAAACACUGCAGAGACCAGUUGCUGGAUGUUUGUCGACACAGCAAGUGCCUGGGUCAAGUUCUGGAAUAGCACAGCCUGUUAGCAGACCUGUAACAAUUCCAGUGACAACACAGCCAGUGUCAAGAAAUAUUACAGUUCCUGUAGUGGCUCAACCUGUAUCCAGGCCAGAGACUCCUGCAACAGCACAGCCUGUAAUACUCAAUCAGGAUUAUAUUAUGGAUUCUCCACCAGAUGCACCAGAUAAUACAUCUGGUAUACUGUUUGGUGUGAGGCAGAACUCGGGAGUUCCACAGUACCAGACUGGGCCAGCAGUGAAUGUAACAGGAACAAAUGCUGCAUCCAGCACCAUUAAAAAUGGAGGACCUUUUCCACGAGCUUGUCCAAAAUGUAAUAUACAUUUCAAUCUUAUGGAUCCUCUAAAAAAUCAUAUGAAGUAUUGUUGUCCAGAUAUGGUAAAUAACUUUUUCUCGGAAAUGGUCAAAACAGAGUGUUUGAGCACAACAAGCAAGACCAUUGAAUCUGAGAAAGGAAAGCUGAUUAUGUUAGUUAAUGACUUUUAUUAUGGGAAGGAUGAAGGUGACCUCCAGCAGGUACAGCAGGAGCAAAAGACUCAUACGACAUUUAAAUGCAUCAGUUGUCUCAAAGUUCUUAAAAAUAACAUAAGGUUUAUGAACCACAUGAAACAUCACUUGGAGCUUGAGAAGCAAAGCAAUGAAAGCUGGGAAAGCCACACCACCUGCCAGCACUGUUACCGACAGUUCCCCACGCCAUUCCAGCUGCAGUGCCACAUCGAGAGUACACACACGCCUUAUGAGUCGUCCACGAUUUGUAAAAUCUGUGAAUUAUCAUUUGAAACAGAGCAAGUUCUUUUGCAGCAUAUGAAGGACAAUCAUAAGCCAGGUGAAAUGCCGUAUGUUUGCCAGGUGUGCAGCUACAGAUCCUCAGCUUUUUCAGAUGUAGAAACACAUUUUAGAACGGUUCAUGAAAACACAAAACAUUUACUAUGCCCGUUUUGCCUCAAAGUUAUUAAAAUUGGAGCACCGUAUAUGCAUCAUUACAUGAGGCAUCAGAAAAAGGGAAUAUACCGUUGCACUAAAUGCAGACUGCAGUUUUUAACAUGCAAAGAAAAAAUGGAUCACAAGACUCAGCAUCACCGAACAUUUAGGAAACCCAAGCAAUUAGAAGGCUUGCCUCCUGGAACAAAGGUGACUAUUCGAGCAUCUUUGGGAUCUCAUCAGUCAGGAUCAUCAGCUACAUCUUCUGUUAGUACAAGCAGUUCCACAUUUCAGUUAUCACCUAAAGCUAAAAGUACAACCACUAAAAACAAUAACAAAUCUAAUACAAGUAAAUCAAGAGGAAAAUCAAAACAAUCUACAUCAAGGAAACAAAAUACAUGGACGAACAGCAGAAAAAAAAAAGAACCUACAAAUGUAGUGUUUCAUAAUCUAAGGUAUCAUGGGGGAACUCACAAAUGCAUUGAGUGUUUCUCAGAAAUAAAAGAUUUUGCGAAUCACUUUCAUGCUUACGUCCACUGUAGUUUAUGCAGAUACAACACCAGCUGUAGCAAAGCCUAUGUGAAUCACAUGAUGAGUUUUCACAGUGCUCGUCCGAGUAAAAGGUUUUGGAUCUUCAAGAAGCAUUCAGAAGUGCUACGAGGUGUGACUGUAGUGUGUCUUAACUGUGAUUUCCUGGCUGAUGUUUCUGGCUUGGAUAACAUGGCCACACAUUUGAGUGAGAACCAGACUCAUACUUGUCAAGUUAUUGUAGAGAAAGUUUCCACAGAUAAUACAACUGCUGCACAAGUGUCUCACAAUCAAGAGCAUGACUCUUCAGAUGAAACAAAAGAACGCAAUAGAAAUCAAACUAAAAAAGUUGCAUCCGUUGAAAAGAGGGAAGACUCAUCACUGUCAAAUACAGAAAACGUUCGUAGUUUGGAACUCCCUGGCAACAGCUCAAAGAAUUCUUUGCACGAGAAAAGAGCAUACUGUGAUUCAGCUAGUAGGAAACAGUUAGUAGAUGAGAAACAAAAAUGUAUUCAUGAUGAGAGCGAGAUGAAAAUGUGCCAAAGUUCCCCUUACGUUGUCCUGAAUGAGCAGACUGAAGUGCGUACCUGGGAUGAAACUGUGCUUUCAGCCAAGAAUGUGAGGGACUUAAAGCUGACGCUGGGUGAAGAUGUCAGUUUUGAGCAGUUCCUGAGAAAGAGGGAUGAACCUGAAUCUGUUAGUUCAGACAUAAGUGAGCAAGGCAGUAUUCAUCUGGAGCCUUUAACUCCAUCAGAAGUACUAGAGCACGAAGCUACUGAAAUUCUCCAAAAAGGUAACGUCGCACCUUCAUCCAAGAAGGCGGGACAGCUCGCUGAACAAACAGAUGAGACGUCUAGAGAAAGCAAUCCCAGCAGAAUGGAAACAACUGCAAACAAGACAGAUGAGAAUGAAGCAAGCUGAAACUGUGUUAAUUUUACUGUUUAUUUUAAACUACGGUGAGAACACCAUGGACCGUUCCUGAUGAGUGUGCUCAUGGAUGCUAAAGACUAAAAAUUUUAAAAGGGAGGAGAAGAGAGAGAGAGACACCAAAGGGAAGUUUGCAUAUGGAGGUGGCAUGUAUGUGUAUGUAUGACUGAAUUCAUUAAGCUUCAAAAAGGUAACAUGUUAAAAUAUAUCUUCCUGUCUUUUGGAUGUGAUAUAUUAUUAGAUUGAUACUUGAAAAGAGGUAUAAAUUCUAAUUUUUUUAUAGUUAACUAGCCCAGGAUAAGGUGAUUUGUUCACCCAGAAAGUAUUUUUCUAAAUUCUUUAGUGUGAAUAUCAUUGAACUGGGGAUUGAGUAAGAAUUCGCUUCUGAUGCUGAUAUGGAGCACACUUAUAAUGAAGGUUAUUGGUCUGCUGAUAGUUUAGGUAAAUAUAAACCUUGGAACUUGGUGUCACAUUCCUGUCUGUAAAAGCACGUAAACAGAAGUAUAUGAAUUUGUGCACCUCUGUACAGGUGUAAUCCUGCCAGGCUGUAAACUUACCUUAAUAAACUUUCAGUGAAAGUGAAAUUAUUACAAUAAAAAAAUAUAUUUGUGGA
Molecule: messenger RNA, 3663 nt
Organism: Pyrgilauda ruficollis (rufous-necked snowfinch)
Lineage: Eukaryota; Metazoa; Chordata; Aves; Passeriformes; Passeridae
Gene: ZNF280D
Product: zinc finger protein 280D
Exons: 17
Coding region: 225-3044 (939 amino acids)
Biological process (GO): regulation of DNA-templated transcription
Molecular function (GO): RNA polymerase II cis-regulatory region sequence-specific DNA binding; DNA-binding transcription factor activity, RNA polymerase II-specific
Source: RefSeq, a predicted model, not a curated record